Molecule: messenger RNA, 1740 nt
Organism: Candida dubliniensis CD36
Lineage: Eukaryota; Fungi; Ascomycota; Pichiomycetes; Serinales; Debaryomycetaceae
Exons: 1
Coding region: 1-1740 (579 amino acids)
Source: RefSeq, a predicted model, not a curated record
AUGUCUGACUCGCUUUUCUAUUCAUUAUUGACAACGGAUCCUCUCAAUAACUACCAAGAUUCUGAAAAAUACACCAAGUACUGGUUGCCCAAAGUUGAGCAAUACCGACUUAACUUGGCCAAUUCUACUCCACAAGAAUUAUUAAUUGAAUUACCCCAAUCAGUGGAUAUUUUGACUAAUGAUCAAUUCAAUGCCGUCGAUUAUUUAUAUUCACAAAAGUUGUUAUCUGAAAAAGAAUUUGAAAUAACUGAUACUCCAGGCACUUUACUUGUAAAACAAAUGGAAUCAAGAAAAUAUACUGCAGUUGAAGUAUUCAAAGCAUUUGCUAAACGAGCAAUUAUAGCUCAUCAAUUCACAAAUUGUGCCGUUGAUAUUUUCAUUGAAGAAGGAUUAAAACAAGCUCAAGAACGAGAUGAAUAUUUACAGAAAAAUGGGAAAUUAGUUGGUCCUUUGCAUGGUAUUCCCAUUACCCUUAAAGAAAAUAUUUGUAUAAAAGGUAAAAUUGCUCAUGGUGGAUACGUUGCCAUGAUUGAUAAUAUACCAGAAAAAGAUGCUGUUUCUACAAAAAUAUUAUCUCAAUUAGGAGCUGUUUUCUAUAUGCGUACCAAUGAACCACAAGCACUUUUACAUUUGGAUUCCGGGAACAAUAUAACUGGAUUCACUAAAAAUCCAUACAAUUUAUUAUUAUCAAGUGGAGGAUCUUCCUCUGGUGAAGGUGCUGUUGUUUCAUUUGGUGGUAGUGUUUUGGGGGUUGGUAGUGAUAUUGGUGGAUCAAUUAGAUCACCGGCAGCAUUUUCUGGUUGCCAUGGCUUACGUCCAAGUACAAGAAGAAUUUCUGCUAGAGGAGUAGCUGGUGGGUCAGAUGGACAAGAGUCAGUACCAAGUGUAAUGGGACCACUUUCAAGAAGUAUUGAUGAUUUGGAAUUGUGGAUGAAAAGUUAUAUAAACGUUGGAAAACCUUGGGAUUUCGAUCCUUGGUGUUUACCAAUGCCAUGGCGUGAUGUGGAAGCUCCAAAAAUUAAUGAAUUGACCAUUGCUGUUAUUAGAGACGAUGGAAUAGUUAGAGUAACCCCACCAAUAAGACGAGCAUUGAAUAAUGUUGUUGAGAAAUUGAAAAAUGCAGGUGCCAAAAUUAUUGAAUUAACGACAACAACACCACCGUUAACAAAUUCCAGAUUAGCAUAUGAUUGUGCUACUAAGUUAUCAAAUGCCGAUGGGAAUCAUAUGAUGCGUCAAUUAUUUUCUCAAUCAGGAGAACCAUUAAAGAAAUUAACCAAAUGGUAUUUAAAUCUUGGUGAUGGAGCUAAACAUUAUACUGUGGCUGCGAAUCGAGAAUUGAAUAGAAUAAGAGAUACAUUAAGAGAAGAAUAUAGUGAUUUUAUGGUGGAAAACAAAGUUGAUGUGAUUCUUGGACCUGCUUAUAAUAAUGUUGCUCCACAUAGAGAGAAAGUUUAUAAUGAAUCAUAUACUUUGAUUUAUAAUUUGUUGGAUUUCCCAGCAUUGGUUUUCCAAACCGGAUUAUUUCAAGAUCCUGAAAUUGACCGUUGGAAUGAAUCUGAUUUACAAUAUGAAUAUAGAAGUGGAAUGGAAGAAUUGGAGAAUAGUAGUUAUAAACCAGAUGAAUGUUGUGGUGCCCCAAUAGCUUUACAAAUAGCUGGACGUAGAUAUUUUGAUGAAGAAGUGGUUGCUACUGGUAAAUCAAUUAUUGAAUUUCUAGAAGUUGAUUUAUUCAAGAGGUAA